AGGAACAGCCCCCAAGACCUGAGUUCAAGACCAAGCCUGGCACAAAAAGAAAAAAACCUCUCUAAACAAAUAUACAGUGUUGGUGAGCCGACCAGGGUGCCCUCCCCCAGAAUGUUCCUGACUGACAUUUGUCUUCUUCCUUCUGUGACAAGGUGGACAAUGAGUAUCACAGACGUCCUUAGUGCUGAUGACAUUGCAGCGGCCCUGCAAGAAUGCCAAGACCCAGAUACUUUUGAACCCCAGAAAUUCUUCCAAACAUCAGGCCUGUCCAAGAUGUCAGCCAGCCAGGUGAAAGAUGUCUUCCGGUUCAUAGACAACGACCAGAGUGGAUUCCUGGAUGAAGAAGAGCUUAAGUUUUUCCUGCAGAAAUUUGAGAGCGGAGCCAGGGAGCUGACUGAGUCGGAAACCAAAUCGCUGCUGGCCGCUGCGGACAGCGAUGGGGACGGGAAGAUCGGGGCCGAAGAAUUCCAGGAAAUGGUGCAUGCUUAAGGAGCCCUGCGUCUAUGGAGGAAAGCAAGGCCUCUAAACACCCUGAGAAUGGGGAACCUCCCACCACCUACCCCAAACUAAUUUAUGAACUCCCCCUGAGAUACUUCCACAAUUUGGCCAUCAUUUGAAUAAGGAAAUAAGAGAAAUCUAAGGCUUUUCUGGUGGCGGGUCUGUGCUGAUGGCUUCUCUUCAGCGCCCCCUGCAGGCAAUGCCUCAAAAGUCACCCAAUAAAGACAGUUUCUCAUCA
Perognathus longimembris pacificus (Pacific pocket mouse) is the source of this 736-nucleotide messenger RNA. RefSeq names its product oncomodulin 2 (gene Ocm2). The record is from RefSeq and is a predicted model, not a curated record. The transcript is spliced from 4 exons. The coding region runs from base 112 to 489 and encodes 125 amino acids. NCBI's taxonomy places the organism in Eukaryota, Metazoa, Chordata, Mammalia, Rodentia, Heteromyidae. Gene Ontology annotation, cellular component: nucleus; cytoplasm. Gene Ontology annotation, molecular function: calcium ion binding.